UCGUACGAUACUUCGCGUAUUUGUGCGAAUUUUAAACUUUAAUUCGUGUAUGCGGUGUACACUAAAUGAACCUUCCAUGAUUAAUAUUAUACUUCAUUGCACCAGCACACACAGUUAUAAUUCCUAUAACUUAGCCGAGUAUUUUUAAACCGGACGAAAGUGUUCGCAAAAUAUUGAAUAAACACUUAAAUAAUUAAAAUCGUAUUAUUGCUUGGAUCUAAUGGGAGAUAGAGAUUGGAGGCCGUUCAUCUACGGCGGUCUGGCAUCGAUCGUUGCAGAAUUUGGAACAUUUCCCAUCGACACAACAAAGACCCGCCUGCAGAUCCAGGGGCAGCAGAUUGACUCGCGCCAUGUGGAGCUGCGCUACUCGGGCAUGGUGGACUGCUUCGUCAAGACCAGUCGCCAGGAGGGCAUCAAGGCCCUCUACUGCGGGAUAUGGCCGGCGGUCCUCCGGCAGGCGACGUACGGCACGAUAAAGUUCGGCACGUACUACUCGCUGAAGGCGGCGCUGGCGGCGCGGCGCGCGGACGGCGGCGCGGUCGAGCACCUGCCCACCAACACCUUCUGCGCGGCGCUCGCGGGCGGCUUCUCCAGCGCCAUAGCCAACCCCACCGACGUGCUCAAAGUGCGCAUGCAGAUGGGCUCGGAGAAGCGCGCGCUGGCGCGGUGCUUCUUGGACAUGUGGCGGCGCGAGGGCGCGCGCGGGCUGUGGCGCGGCGUCGGGCCCACCAGCCAGCGCGCCGCCGUCAUCGCGGCCGUCGAGCUGCCCGUCUACGACGCCUGCAAGAAGCGCUUCCUGCCGGCUCUGGGCGACACCCCCGUCAACCACUUCGCGUCCAGCUUGCUGGCCAGCUUGGGCAGUGCCGUGGCCAGUACGCCGCUGGAUGUGAUCAGGACGAGAAUGAUGAACCAAAGAAAAGUGAAAGGCCACGUGAGCAGGCCGGCCGAGAAGAUAUACACCGGCACCAUCGACUGCUUCUUGCGGACGGUGCGCAGCGAGGGUUUCCCGGCGCUGUACAAGGGGCUGGUGCCGACGUGGCUGCGCAUGGGGCCCUGGAACAUCAUCUUCUUCCUCUGCUACGAGCAGCUCAAGCAGUUCUACUGAACCGUCC
This is a messenger RNA of Cydia amplana, 1112 nucleotides long. RefSeq names its product mitochondrial uncoupling protein Bmcp (gene Bmcp). Gene Ontology annotation, biological process: transmembrane transport. The record is from RefSeq and is a predicted model, not a curated record. Lineage: Eukaryota; Metazoa; Arthropoda; Insecta; Lepidoptera; Tortricidae. Bases 221 to 1105 code for a protein of 294 amino acids. The transcript has 6 exons. Gene Ontology annotation, molecular function: transmembrane transporter activity.